This is a messenger RNA of Hylaeus volcanicus, 4422 nucleotides long. RefSeq lists its product as uncharacterized. The transcript is spliced from 3 exons. NCBI's taxonomy places the organism in Eukaryota, Metazoa, Arthropoda, Insecta, Hymenoptera, Colletidae. The coding region runs from base 3049 to 3501 and encodes 150 amino acids. The record is from RefSeq and is a predicted model, not a curated record.
AAAAAUCACAAAGAAAUGUCGUUUUUCCUCUUCCUGACAAUUAUACAUUUUUGUUCCUUUUCAUAGCAUCUCCAUUUUGCGCCACGAAACGAACACACUGGACAAGAGAAGAACAAACCGCAUUAUUCACUAGAUUCAAAAAUGAAGUAGAGAACUCACGCCUACCACCAGGAAACGAUAUUACUGAUUGCAUACAGAGAGAUCGGAGACUGUCACGCCUUUCAAUGCCACUAAUAGGAACAUGAUUACACAACAUUAUUAGUGGGAAAGUAAAGAAAUGACUACGAUAAAGCAUUAUAUUUUAUAAUGCUGUUAUUUGUAACGAUAUUGUAAGAGAUAUUUUGAUAUCUCUGAUCUCGAAACGAAGUGAUCUUAAGUUGUUUCAUAAUUUUCAAUAGCUCUUCUUACAAAUACGAGAAGCUGUUAACAAACGUAUGUUACAAUGGCAACUAGAAAAAUUGGCACGCCCUUAAAACCAGAAUACUUGUUCCAAUAUUGUACAAAUUACGUAACUUGAUUGAUUGAUUGAUUUAUUUAUUUAUUUUGUUUGGUGUCGCAUGUUUGGGAGAUUGACCCGAGCGACGGUUGACCGCCGACGUACGCCGUGUCCUAACUGCCUGUCGCGCUGCGAUGAUAUCGCGUGUAGCUGAGCCGCAGCUAGAGUGGGGACAAGGACCACAUGCUACAUCCGUACAAGUACAGGGUGGGGCAGAAAUAACUCCUACAUUUAGAAAAUUCACUAUGAAGUUAUCAAAGCAGUUAGAGAAGGGCGGUCUUUUCCAUUAAAUAGAAUAUAUAAUAUAGUUUUCAGUUGUCACGAUGCCGUGCUCAGGUAUACAUCGAGGCUUCGUAGUUGAGUCAUCUUUUAAAAAUGGCGAAUUUGUAACAUCGACGCAGAGACAGUUUCGCACACGGUUCGGUUUACGUGCGAAUGAAAAUGUUCCUGACCGGAAAACGAUUUUGCUGUGGGUUCAGAGUAAAGACAACAGGAUCUGCAAUGAAGAGGAAACCACCCGGACGUCCCAAAAAUGUAAGAACCCCAGAAAACAUCGCAACAGUGGGGGCUUCGAUUGAACUGUCUCCAACGCGUUCAGCACGUAAACAUGCCGCAGCUCUUCAAAUUUCCGAAAGAACUAUGCGGCGAAUUUUGCAUACUGACCUCCAUUUGCAUCCAUACAAAAUUAUGGUUGCUCAGAAAUUAUCUCCAGAAGACUAUGGAAGACGUCUGGAUUGCUGUACCUUGGGCAGGACGGUCCGCAGAUUUUAUACAACCGGGUCUGUGAUGCCGCAAGCCAGCGAAAUAGAAGAGUGUCUACAAACGAUCACGUCUUGGAGGCCGUACAGGAGGAUUCCACCGUCAGUGUGCGCGAACUGAGCCGCCGCUUAAAGUAAGCCAUAGUACAAGAUAAUUGCAGCAAUGAUUAAUUAAAAAAAGGAGCGUUAUGUAAUAGUAAAUGUUUUUUUUAUUUUAUUCUAGUAUCAGCCGAAUCAAGCAAGCGUCGUAAGGCUUGCUUCUGGUCGGGAGUGUACUCUGUGAGGCCAGUGGUUUCUAGGGCCUCAUCGGUGCUGGGAAAGGUCCAUCUCUUUGCCCCGAUCUGGACGGUAGUGUGGAGCCGACCUAGCAGGUCUACCCCGAGAAGUAGGGCGUGGCUCAUGGUGGGCAAGACAGCGUAGCGAUGACGGAUGGGCUGUCUGUUGAUGGACACCUGGACGGUGAUCUCCCCUCUCAUGGUGGUGUGACUGCUGUCGGCGACUCGGACGGUCAGUGGGGUCGGGCCCCAAUGUGCGCCUAGUUGCAUACAGUAGUGGGCUAGGUCCUGGCGGAUAUAGGAGCGAGUAGCUCCGGUGUCGACCAGCGCGGAACAGCGGUGGCUUCGAACUGCAAACUCCAUGUAAAUUUGUCCGUCAGCGUCUACUGGUUGGUUGGAGGCGCUGUUGGUGGGGCUAGCCGGGCGGCGCCUCGGCUGGAGUUUUCCUCUUGGAGAUGGCAGGGGCAGUCACUGGUGCGUCGUCCAUUGGUGCCGCAGUAGCUGCAGAAUAGCUUCCCUGGUUGCCGGCAGAAUAGUCGGGUGUGGUGACGUUGGCCACAUCCAGGGCCUACAAGCUCUACUCUUGUGAACUUGAAGCACGAUUUUAACUUGCGCCCGUCGGGGUGAUGGCGCUACUGUCACUCCUUUCGCGGCAUUGAGUUAAUAUUCUGUGUACGUUUAUUCUAUGGCGAACGCGCUCGGCAAAGUGCGGCAAAAUUUCAACUCCAUAUAGUCAUAACGUGAUAACGAGUGCAUGCAAGUGCAUGGUGCAAGUAAGUGCUGUGUGCUGCUGUGUGCUGUCGGUUCUGCGAUAGUGUUUUAGUUCACACCGAUUAUGGAUAAUAAUAAGAGGUAAAUAGUUAUUAUUUUUAUACAAAUACUAAAUAAUUACUAAAAGAAAAAAUACGGCUUUUAUAUAUUUUGUUACAAUACGAAAGGGCAGGGUGGGUUUUUCCCGUGCUUUCUUUUGUCCUGCUUUGUCCUUUCCUUUCAAUUCAUUUCAAUUGCAUUUUAAAAGCACUUAAAAGGUGUCCGAAUACUUUUUCGGCUCACAGUACAUUUGAUUAUUUAUUGAAAUCAUAUCUAGAAAAAAUUUCGAAAUUAUUAAUUAUUAAUUAUUAAAAGUUUCGAAAUUAUUAAUUAUUAAAAAGGUAAAUAGUUAUUAUUUUUAUAAAAAUACUAAAGAAUUACUCAAAAUAUAUAAAAGCCGUAUUUUUCCUUUGUUACAAUACGAACGCGAGGGACAGGGUGGAGCAGGGCGGGGCUGGAUGGGUUUUCCCCAUGCUUUCCAUUGUCCUGCUGUGUCCUUUCCUUUCAAUUCAUUUCAAUUGCAUUUUAAAAGCAUUUGAGGUGUCCGAAUACUUUUUCGGCUCACUGUACAUUAUUUAUUGAAAUGAUACCUAGAAAAAAAUUUCGAAAUUUUUAGUUAUUAAUUUUUAAUUUUUUCUUUAUGUAAAUAUGUAUUUAUAGUUCCCACAAAAAAUGUGCUGUACUGAGGUGCACAAACACCAGGCAGCCGAUGUUCAGCUUCCUCUGUCUGUCGAAGGACAGCGAUAGAUGUUUAAAAUGGCUUGAAGCUUGUGAAACGGAAGAUCUAUUCCAACUCCCUCCCAACCGGUUGAGAAAUCGAGUGGUUUGUGGGGACCACUCCGAAAUUCAUUAUCGCGUUGGAUCAAAGCUUACAAGUCAUGCAGUACCAAGCUGCAACUUACCAGCACCUGCCACAUCUAUCGAGCAACAGAAGGAACUUGUAAUGGAAAUUGAAGAAGAAGAAGAACAUCAACCUGUGCUCACCGUUCGAUACCAGGACAACGUAGGACCUAAGGACAACGUGAGACCCAAGGACAACGUGGGACCCAAGGACAACGUGGGACCUAAGGACUACGUGGGACCUGGGACCAGCAGAGACUCCGACGCACUUGCUUAUAAUGUGCUUCCUGGAUCAUCCAGAGGUGAGUGUAUUACCUUAUAAUAAUAUUAUCUUCUAUUGCAUUCCUUUUUUUUAGUUAUGAUAGGUAUUUAGUAUUAUGCGUGUCAUUUAAAAAAUGCUUCUAUUAAUUCUUUGUUACAAUUACAGGUUGCACUGUCCAAAGGAAUCAAGUUCAAACAGCUAUCAGGAAAGGCCUUAAAGGUAUUAAAUAUUUUUAAAAAUACUAGAUGUAAUAGUUAAAUAUUAUAUCUACCGGAAAGCUCUGUCCGUUUCCAUCACAACAAGUCUCGACACGUAAGCACAUGUUUAUUUGGUGCAUGUGUGCCUCUCUAUUUUUAUUAUAUUAUUUCAUACAUACUGACAUAGCAAAAUAAGUACGUGGGGAUACGAAUUGCGAAUAUGAAGAAUCCGGAGGCUUUUUAGUCAACUUAAAAAGAUUGUUGUCAGUUGCUCCACGUGCAUCGACGGAUGAAACUAUUUCCAUUGCAUUAAAUUUUAAUGUUUCGAGUGCACCUGAAUGAUCUAUUCAGGCUGCCAUUCUAUACAGGGUGUAGCAGGACGGGUGGUACAACCCAACAGGGGGUGAUACUACAUGUAAAAAUAAGUCGAAAAAAAGGAAUAACAUUUUUUCGUUUGACGCUUCGUUUUCGAGAAAAUCGAGUUUGAAAAUUCUAUGCAGUACGCGUGGCACUGGACUGUCUCCCCAAGCCAUUGUUCGCUACAAGUUCAUGACUCACUAAUAAGGCGAACAAUGAUAUGUACGCGUCAACAAGGGCAGCACUUUGAACAGUUUAUUCAAUAAUGUUAUGUAAUUAUCGUUAGUAAUGACAAUAAAACUAAUAAACAUUAACAUUUCUUAUUUAUAAUACAUAUCUAAGCCUACAGGCGGUCCAGUGCCACGCGUACUGCAUAGAAUUUUCAAACUCGAUUUUCUCGAAAACGAAGCGUCAAACGAAAAAAUGU